AUGAGUGUUCCUAAUUCGCCAACUGAAGAAACCGCUUUACUAGGUUCAGACAUAGUGAGCAAGGAUGAUACAAAAAACCAUUAUAACAAGUGGACGAUUUUACCGGCAUUGUGGAUCGGCGGGUUCUUGUCGGCUUUGGAUAUGACCAUUGUUGCCAGUUUGUAUCCAGUGAUCGGCAGCGAAUUCAAAUUAAUGAAUAAUGCUUCUUACAUAGCUACUUCCUAUUUAAUUACGAAUACCGCCUUUCAGCCUUUGUACGGACGUUUGAGUGAUAUAUUCGGCCGCCGUGCUGCAGUUGUCUUUGCAAACGUUACUUUUACCAUCGGAACCUUUUUAUGUGGUACGUCUCGUAGCCUUGUUGGGCUUUGCAUUGCUCGUGCAAUUGCUGGAAUAGGCGGAGGUGGUCUCGGAACUAUGUCUUCAAUUAUUUCUAGCGAUAUCGUUUCUCUUCGUGAGCGAGGCACUUGGCAGGGAAUUACUAACAUUGUUUGGGGAAUCGGCGGUAGCUUAGGUGGUCCCCUCGGUGGCCUUAUUGCUCAAAGAUGGGGUUGGAGAAUUGCAUUUUUUUUCCAAAUUCCACUUGGUAUUGUCUCGACUAUCGUGGUUGCUUGGCGGGUUCGCAUCAAACCCGUUAUCCGGGGUUCCAAUGCCCCAUUAUUGUCGCGAAUUGAUUACCUGGGCAGCUUUUUGCUUGUCAGCGGGAUUAGUUUACUGAUCAUCACCUUCAGCUUGGCUGGAGAUGCGUAUUUCUGGUUGUCUCCGAUUAUCAUUGGAUUGUUAACCUCAUCUCUGUUACUCCUUUAUGCUUUCUAUUGGGUAGAGAAAAACGUUGCGUUGGAACCUAUUGCUCCUGUCUUCAUCUUGAAACAAAUCACUCCUUUGAAUGUCUGUCUUUGUAAUUUCUUUAAUGCAUUUUGUGGUUUCGUUAUCCUUUAUGAACUCCCUUUGUUUUUUGAAGCUGUGCUGUUUAUGCCAUCCUCUGAGGCAGGUGUCCGCAUCUUCCCUCAUGUUAUCUUUACUUCGUUGGGUUCUGUCUUAGGGGGUCUUUACAUGAAGAAAACUGGUAGAUAUCGUCCUUUAAUUUUAUUUGGAUAUUUUGGCAUGUGGACGAGCAUUGUCGCCUUUAGCGUACUUUUAUCAUUUGGUCAACGCAUUCCUUCAAUUUACAUAACUUUGUUUUUGAGUCUGUCCGGAACCUCUUAUGGUAUGAACUUGACUUCUACCUUGAUUGCUAUCAUUAGCUCCUUGGCUCCCGAAGAACAAGCAGUGGCUACUGGUCUUUCCUACUUAUUCCGUGCCACUGGCAGUGUUAUCGGUAUUAGUCUUUCUCAAACGGCUACGCUGACUCUUGUACUGAGUAAUUUAUCAAAGCAACUUGCUGAUGUCCCAGGAAAAGACGAUCUCAUCCGACGUUUGCGUGAAAGCAUCAGCAUUAUUCCUGACCUUCCAGAAAAUGUUCGUCGUCUUGUCAUCCAAUCUUAUGUUAAAGCAUUCUCGGUUUCCUUUGUAAUCGUGUCUGGCUUCGCUCUUGUCGGAAUCGUUUGCUCUCUAAAAAUCCGUCAAUUCUACUUGCACACAUCUACUCGAUCAGGGAACGAGGAACCGAUUAUGAUUUUUUGA
Molecule: messenger RNA, 1620 nt
Organism: Schizosaccharomyces cryophilus OY26
Lineage: Eukaryota; Fungi; Ascomycota; Schizosaccharomycetes; Schizosaccharomycetales; Schizosaccharomycetaceae
Product: vacuolar membrane amino acid uptake transporter Fnx1
Exons: 2
Coding region: 1-1620 (539 amino acids)
Biological process (GO): transmembrane transport; basic amino acid transport
Cellular component (GO): fungal-type vacuole membrane
Molecular function (GO): basic amino acid transmembrane transporter activity
Source: RefSeq, a predicted model, not a curated record